This is a messenger RNA of Salvelinus namaycush (lake trout), 1184 nucleotides long. Its product is annotated as CD83 antigen-like. Lineage: Eukaryota; Metazoa; Chordata; Actinopteri; Salmoniformes; Salmonidae. The record is from RefSeq and is a predicted model, not a curated record. The transcript has 5 exons. Bases 135 to 776 code for a protein of 213 amino acids.
CUUUCUCUUCCUCAACAGAUAGCCCGGUAUACUUUCACUUUGACGGCUACUUUUACUUUUAUAUUCUAGUAGGAUAUAUCUACGCCUUGAAUUAGACAGCGAAAUUUAGAAAACGCUUUGCUGCUGAACAAAAAAUGCGUACCCUAGUCUUUCUGCAUGCCUUUGCACUAGUUUGCGUACACAGCAGGAUUAUGAAGGAUGUUGAAAAUACAAGGUCGAUAUGCGGCGAGGAUUCGGUUCUGAGAUGUAAAGCAAAUUCUGUACCUGGGGUCAAGUACCGGUCAGUGAGGUGGUACAAGCUGGGUGAGGAGCCCUCUAAUAAGGAGUCUGGUCUAUUGAUGAAGAGGCUAUCACCUAACAGCACCACACUAUGGUACGCAGGCCUGGAACGUAAAGUGGAACUUUUGGCUGAUGAUUCUUUCGAUAUCUUCCUGCCCAAUGUAACGGCUGUUGAUAGCGGGAGGUACAAGUGUCUCCUGGCAGCACCUGUAGGAGAGCAGAACCAGGAGGGGCAGGUUCACCUCAGAGUGACAGGUUGCCUUUACAAUAAGUCCACAGACCAAUCAGAAAGCAAUACCAUCCUAGUUCUUUCCAUUGUGGGGCUUGUGGCAGCAUUGCUGAUAUUCACCAUCAGCUAUGUAACCGUUAUGAAUAUGUUACCACCAAGGAUCAAGAAGAAUCCACAAGAACAACUUCUAGAUGCACCCUUUGAGAAGAAGGAUUUCAUGUUGAUCUACACACUGGGGCCAAACUGGUCAGGACAGGCUUCCAAAUGAACAUGUCUGUGUGUGAGACCCUGUUCUGCUAGUUUGGGCUCAUUGUAUACUUGAAUGAGGAAAGGCAGAGAAAGAGUAGUGCACUUUUGAAGCUGAGCAAGGAGCCAAAGAGCUUACACAGAAUGAAAGUUAAAGUGAGAGCUUAGUCUUUAAAAUAAAAGAGAGACCACGGCUCCCCACCCAUUAUAGAAUCAUUAAGUUAGUAAGUGGUGGCUAAAAUAAGAGAGGUAAUUAUGACAAAAAAAUAAUAGGGUGUGUUUUGUUAGAAUGCAGUGAUAGUGUUCUAUUGUAAUUAAGGUAUAGCCAUGCAAUAUAUCAUAUUCUAUUGCAGUGACAGGUGUGAGCCCCUGGUUGUGAUGGAUCCCUGGGUGUGGACUAAGAUUGCAAAAUAAAUACAGCUUUGGUCUA